Thecamonas trahens ATCC 50062 is the source of this 1106-nucleotide messenger RNA. RefSeq names its product golgi reassembly stacking protein 1. Gene Ontology annotation, biological process: Golgi organization. Lineage: Eukaryota; Apusomonadida; Apusomonadidae. Gene Ontology annotation, molecular function: protein binding. The coding region runs from base 28 to 1065 and encodes 345 amino acids. The transcript is spliced from 2 exons. The record is from RefSeq and is a predicted model, not a curated record. Gene Ontology annotation, cellular component: Golgi apparatus.
GGCGGGAGGAGGCCGGGGAGAGAAGAAAUGGGUCAGGGCGCAUCGUCGUUUGGGUAUCAGGUGUUCAAGGUACAUCCGCAGUCGCCGGCUGCUGCCGCUGGACUGGAGCCGUUCUUUGACUUUAUUGUGGCUGCGGACGGGGUGACGCUCGAGGCCGAGGACGAGACGUUUGUCAACAUCCUCAAAGCCUUUGUGGGGCGGCCGCUGGUGGUGCAGGUGUAUUCUGUGAAGACGGGCCUUGUGCGGGACGUGGUGCUCAUUCCGUCGCAGACCUGGGGUGGGACGGGCCUGCUGGGGCUCUCGAUCCGGUUCUGCCCGUACGAGAAGGCUGACGAGCUGGUGUGGCACGUUCUCAACGUGCAGGCCAAGUCGCCUGCGGCCGAGGCUGGGCUCAUAUCCGAGCUGGACUACAUUGUGGGCGCACGCGAUGCGAUUUUCAGCUCUGAAACGUGCCUGUUCAAACACUUGGACGCACACGUGGGACGCGCUGUGGCGUUGUACGUGUACAACAGCGUGACCGACGAGGUCCGCGAGGUCCAGCUGCGGCCGACUCCCAACUGGGCUGGCCCGGACAAGGCGUGUGGGACGCUUGGCUGUUCGAUUGCGUUUGGGGUGGAGCAUCGGAUCGACUUUAGCGCAGCCAGGCAGCCGCCGCGUGGGCCGACCCCUGAACUAGCGCUGGUGGCGUCAGCGCAGCCCGGUGGGGGCAAGCGGUCGCGGGCGACCGAGCACACGACGCUCUCACGGCUGCCUGAUGCGCACCAGUACGACCGCGGCGCGGACCUUGAGCCUGAGCCUUUGACGCCUGACGGCGAUCUUCCGCCGGCGGCGCUUGGCAACUCGGCCCCAUCCGCCACUGCGGGCGAUGGGCGCCAGACCAUCCGGAGCGCCAUCCAGUUUGACUACACCUACGACUACCGGCUGCCUGGUGAGGUUGUCCAGCUGCCAGACGACCUUGUCUCCUACCGUGACAAUCCGCGACUCUUCCUCGCUUCGGCUCGCGACGGCAAUGACGGCUGGGCGUCGGGCAGUGACGAGGUCUUUUCAUACACCGAGUCGUCAUAGCCACAUGUCAGAGGUGGCAAGUAAAACCUCGGGCCGGCACA